Klebsormidium nitens is the source of this 2595-nucleotide messenger RNA. Lineage: Eukaryota; Viridiplantae; Streptophyta; Klebsormidiophyceae; Klebsormidiales; Klebsormidiaceae. The record is from the annotation of a GenBank genome assembly.
GAAAACCAAAGGAAAAGCAGACAACAAGGAACAUUUGUGGCGUUGUUUCCUGCUUGCAUUGGCAAUCCGUGCUGGGCAGUUGGUAGGAUUGGUAGGUAGUCCUAGUUCGUAGUUGAGGCGGUGCAGAUCAAUGAACGAGAUGGCGCUUGCAGGGCCACUGAAGGAGGCUUUUCUAGAUGUCACAUGCCGUGGUUGAUGGUCAAAGUGGACAGGACGCUAAGAGGCUAAGGAUGUUUCUUUACUAACGGCGGGUGUUCCUGGAAACCUCUAGAUCAUGCGGAGCACAGAGCUCAGGAAGAGCAACUGUUCUCCUGGACAGGGCUGUGGUAAUCAAGCAAGAGCUCAGAAAAGAGUGUGAGGUCAUUGGAUUAAAAAAGCAACAAAGCAUGUUGCUGGUUGAUGGGAUCCCUUUGGGUGAUAUUGCGACAUCGCGGGAUGGCAAUGAGGGCUGGGACCUGUUGCUGACCCUCUUGCGCCAUCCGAAGAUAGUUGCAAGCGCAGCGGCUUUCCGGCAGCAGAAGCCGGAGUUGAUUGACGCCCCAGAGGAUCGGAGGACUCCUCCCAGCCCAAGGUCUGUCCACGACCAAACAGUGCACCAAAAAGAAGGGGGCCAUACACCGUCGACGCCUGCUGGCACGUGGACAGAAGGGUCCAUCCCUGCAGAACCUGGUCCAAAGUCCAGUGAAGGUGACCAGUCAAAGGGCUCUGGUCCUGAAAGUGGUCCAAGCACAAGAGGUCCUUCUGAACAGUCAGCUGCGGAGCGAAGGAGCGAUGCGGGGCCUGCGGCAGCAGAGCCGAGCGGAUCGGGAAAAGGAGCGUCCGAGCAACAAGAGCCGCGGGGCGACUCCGGCCAACCUCGAUCGGGGAGCGAGAAUCAGAGCACCUCCGAGAUGCAUAGCACCAUCGACGGCUCCGCCAGCAGGCGAACCGUCUACGUGUUCCAGCGCGAGCGAGCGACGGUGCUGCCGGCGUUCGUGGAUGUCGUCGGGACCGAUGAGAUGACGACGUGCAUAGCUGUGGCGCUGAGAGAUCCCGAGACUGGCAGGACCUCUGUUGCACACAUCGAUGGGGAGGACUGCAUCAAGUCCGGCAUAGCGGCCAUGCUCCUUUCAAUGGAACCCGUCAACGGGCCGCUCGAACUCCACCUUGUGGGGGGUUACGACGACUCCGACGAGGGGGACGAUGAAGACGCAACCGGGGGGGCGUUUGACCUGCAAGACAACCCGGGGGAAGAGAACUGGACCGACAGGGGGAGUGCCCCGGGCGAACCGUCGGGGACGGCAGCUGCCGCAUUGACGCGGGGAGGGGAGGCGGGGAUCUCGCAAGGGACGGGAAAGGCGGAAAUGCCUGUUCCGGGGGGGUUGGGCGCAAGCGAGGUAGAACCUCAGGGGCCGGAGAGUGAGGCGCAGCCGCGGCCUGCAACGAUGUCCAGGGGGGGUGAGGGCGGUGUGCGGAGUGUUGCCCCCCCGCGUGGAGAAGUUUCCGAGGAGGCGCACCGGUUGGCGCGGUUCGACUACCGGUCGGACGACGAGGGGCGGAGCCCCUCCCUGGGGAAACGGUCGCGCGAAGAGGAGGACAAGGGCAGCGGCGGUGGGGGCGGCGAGUCCGACAGCUCCGCGAAGGCGCAGCGGCCGUCGGGGGGCAAGGGCAAGCGGCCGGCGCAAGAGCCCGGGAAGCGGCUCGUCGAGGAGGGCUCGUCGGAGCUCGAGGCGCGGGGGAUGGAAGAAGAAGAGGAACGGUAUGAUGACGCCGUGGGGCCAGUGAUGGGGGGCCAGUCGUGGCCGCUGGCCGCGGCGUUGGUCGGGAUGCUGCACCGGUCGAACGUGUGCCUGGAGGUGAAGACCGCGUGCAUCCUGGGGCACAACACGGGGAAGGACCGGGAGGUGGGCAAUUUGUCGAUGCCGGUCGUGCGGGGGCUCGGGAUCGAGCCGAAGAGCGGGCGCGCGUUCCCGGCGACGUUCUCGGUGAACGCGCGCGGGCCGGACGGGGUUGUGCGGGGCGUUUGCAUGAUGGCGUGCGGUCCCGAUCCACGAUGGCAAGGCGUUUUGACCGUGCCGUAUCAAACGGCAACCGAUUCUUUCCACGUGGGUCCAUGUCAGUACGAGAGAAUGGACUCAAUAGCCCGACAAAUGCAAGCAAUGGAUGAUCGCGACUUGCUGUGUCUAACAUCCACGUCGCCCACUUCAGAGGGUACAGAAUUCUUGCCCGCUACAAGGAAGGUGCUUGCAUUUCUGGUAGAAAACCCCAAUUGGUGGGACGUCUUCCCAUUCGAUCAGCCUCGAGUGUUUGUUCGGACAAAAGCGGGGGGCUGGAGAAGAACUGCUUGAUUUCAUUCGCGACCUCCAAGUAGGCCAGUAAUCCAUUCCAGUGCUGAAUUUUAUGUAAGUAGAUCUGACUGUAGAAACAUGCUCAAACGCUGGCUUGACAACCUGAGUAGGUCACAACUGCUACGUUGUCGCACUUCCGCCACUGACAGGAACCGCUAAUCCAAUACUUUAGACACUACCUAAAAAUAUGGAGUUAAACUCGAUGGAUCAAUCCGGAGCAAGCCUCUGGUAAUCCUUUUUAUCAAAUUUCGAGUCUGCCGACCGUGCU